UGGGGCGGCCGGAGGCGGCGGGCGCGGACGGGCCGGCGGCAGCGGGGGCCGCGCUCCCGGGACUGUGCCUGUGAGGCGCCCCGCGCGGCGCCGCUGAGGGCCGGGCGCGCCGGCGGCCUCGCCUCGCUCGCUCGCGGCCUCCCGCGCCGGCUCCUCCAUCUUGGCGGCGGCUGCCGGGACGAUGCGGCGCCGCCCGGCCAGGGGCAGCCUGAGGAGACGAUGAAGAAGCACCGGCGGGCGCUGGCGCUGGCCUCCUGCCUCUUCCUGUGCUCGCUCGUCUGGCUUCCCAGUUGGCAUGUAUGUGGUAAAGAAAGUUCUGCAGCUUCGUCUUAUUACCCUCAAGAUGACAGUUGUGCACUCGAAAAUGAAGAUGUACAGUUCCAGAAAAAGGAUGAAAGAAAGGAACCUAUCAAUCCUGAAUUGUUGGAAAAAGUGGGUUCAAACUUACCUGUUCCUCCAGAAGAACAUAAAUUAAAAGAUGAUUACCUUGUGGAUGGACAAAAUGCGGAGCCCAAACAGAUAAAUCCGUCUGUGCUUGAGACACUCCCUAUAGUGGAUCUGCAUGAAGAUUCUUCCAGUAUAGUUGUGGACAGUGAAAAUAUUGAAAAUAUCUCCAGCUCAUCUACCUCAGUGAUCACUCCAAUCUCCAAGCUUGAUGAAAUAGAAAAAUAUGGUACUAUUCCUCUAGCCAAGCCUGGUGAGACAGAGCAGGCUGAGACUGCCUGUGAUGUUGGUGAGGCCCUGGACGCAAGUGCUCCCGCUGACCAGCCUGCCUUUGUCAGUGCUCCUGAAAGCCUUGUUGGCCAGCAUAUAGAAAAUGUAUCAUCUGCACAUGGCAAAGGAAAGAUAACAAAAUCAGAAUUUGAAUCAAAAGUUUCAGGAAGUGAGCAGGAUGGUGGUGAUUCAAAACCUUCAUUGAAUGCUUCAGAUAAUCUAAAAAACGAGAGUUCUGAUCAUCCAAAACCAGGAGAAAUGCACCCUGCAUCUGUAGCAAGCCCCAAAGACCCAGAAGCUAUACCAACAUUUGAUGAAUGGAAGAAAAAAGUCAUGGAAGUAGAAAAAGAAAAAAGUUUGUCUGCAGGUCAGUCAAUGCAUCUGUCUUCUAAUGGAGGUCUUCACGCCUCAAAAAAGGUCCAGAAAAAUCGAAAUAACUAUGCUUCAGUAGAAUGUGGUGCCAAAAUUUUAGCAGCAAAUCCAGAAGCCAAGAGUACAUCUGCUAUUCUUAUAGAAAACAUGGAUCUUUAUAUGUUGAAUCCUUGCAGCACUAAAAUUUGGUUUGUUAUUGAACUUUGUGAACCAAUUCAAGUAAAACAACUUGAUAUUGCAAAUUAUGAACUCUUUUCUUCUACUCCUAAAGACUUUCUGGUGUCUAUCAGUGACAGAUAUCCCACAAACAAGUGGAUUAAGCUGGGUACUUUCCAUGGUAGAGAUGAGAGGAAUGUUCAGAGUUUCCCUUUAGACGAACAGAUGUAUGCAAAAUAUGUGAAGAUGUUCAUCAAGUACAUAAAGGUGGAGCUGGUCUCACAUUUUGGAUCAGAGCAUUUUUGUCCACUCAGCCUUAUAAGGGUAUUUGGUACAAGCAUGGUGGAAGAAUAUGAGGAGAUUGCAGAUUCACAGUAUCAUUCAGAGCGCCAGGAACUGUUUGAUGAGGAUUAUGAUUAUCCACUGGAUUAUAGUACUGGGGAGGAUAAAUCUUCAAAAAAUCUUCUUGGCUCUGCUACAAAUGCCAUUCUAAAUAUGGUGAAUAUUGCUGCUAAUAUUCUGGGAGCAAAAACUGAAGACCUGGCAGAAGGAAAUAAAAGUAUAUCUGAGAAUGCAAUUGCCACAGCUGCACCGGAAAUGCCAGGCCCGGCUCCCGUUUCCAGUCCUGUUCCAGCACCUGAGCUUGUGCCCACUGAUGGACACAGACAGGGCAUGGAGCCAUCCCCACCAGAUUCUCCAAAGGAGAGUCCCAUUGUGCAGUUGGUUCAGGAGGAAGAUGAGGAGGCAAGUCCUUCUACAGUGACCCUUCUUGGCAGUGGUGAACAAGAGGAUGAAUCUUCACCAUGGUUUGAGGCAGAGACACAAAUACUUUGCAGUGAACUGACCACAAUUUGUUGCAUUUCUAGUUUUUCGGAAUAUAUAUAUAAGUGGUGUUCAGUUAAAGUUGCUUUUUAUCGGCAGCGCAGCAGAACUGCUCUGAGUAAGGACAGAAAUGUUGCAUCCGCUGAGCUCCCAGAGCUGCUGCCUGCAGAAUCUGAAGAUGUUUCAGUAUUGCAGCCUCCAAGUGGAGAUUUGGACAGUAAGAGGAGUGAGGAGGAAGCGGACAGUAGUGUUUCCGGUGACUCAGGUGAUCUGGUGAAUCACACAGCGGAUGCAAUUGAACUUGAACCAAGCCACCCGCAAACUCUAUCCCAGUCUCUUCUCUUAGACGUUACUCCAGAAAUCACUUCUUCAUCUAAAAUGGAAGUAUCCGAGUCUGUUAAGCAAGAAAUAGAAUACCUGCCACCCCAGGUCAUUUCCCAAGAAAGUGAUGCUGAGGUUGCUAAUGAAACAGAAAAGUCAGAGAGUUUUAGUUCUGGAGAAAAGCCAACUGUGAUCUAUGAAACUAAGAAAGCAAAUGAAGCAACAGACACUGUUGUGAAAGAAGACAUAAGCCCCACGUGGACGAUCACAAAAGUGCCGGAAACAGUAGUGCCCAUGGCGAGCACAGUGACCGUGCCGGACAGUGAGGAUGGGGAAGCCAUAACAAGCACAGCUGACGCACCAAAGCAGACGAUGACUCCUGUGGUGGACUCUUCGCCCCCUGAGAUCCGAGAGGAGGAGCAGUCUCCAGAAGACGCCCUUCUCAGAGGGCUGCAGCGCACAGCUACAGAUUUCUAUGCAGAACUGCAGAAUUCUACAGAUCUGGGAUAUGCUAAUGGAAAUCUAGUGCAUGGAUCAAACCAAAAGGAGUCGGUAUUUAUGCGGCUCAAUAAUCGUAUUAAAGCCUUAGAAGUUAACAUGUCUCUCAGUGGUCGCUAUCUCGAGGAACUUAGCCAGAGGUACAGAAAACAAAUGGAAGAAAUGCAGAAGGCUUUCAAUAAAACAAUAAUAAAACUUCAGAACACUUCAAGAAUAGCAGAGGAACAGGAUCAGCGGCAGACAGAAGCCAUCCAGGUGCUCCAGGCACAGUUGACCAAUAUGACCCAGCUUGUUUCAAACUUGUCAGCAACAGUGGCAGAACUGAAACGGGAGGUUUCAGAUCGACAAAGCUAUCUUAUCAUAUCUUUAGUUCUCUGUGUUGUCUUGGGACUAAUGGUCUGCAUGCAGCGCUGUCGAAAUGCCUCUCAAUUUGAUGGUGAUUAUAAUUCAAAACUUCCUAAAAGCAGUCAGUAUCCAAGCCCUAAAAGGUGUUUCUCUUCCUAUGAUGAUAUGAAUUUGAAAAGGAGAACUUCAUUCCCACUCAUCAGAUCCAAGUCUCUACAAUUCACUGGCAAAGAAGUAGACCCACAUGAUUUAUACAUCGUUGAACCCCUCAAGUUUUCUCCAGAAAAAAAGAAGAAACGCUGCAAGUACAAAACUGAAAAGAUCGAGACCAUAAAGUCAGCAGAGCCAUUGCACCCUGUAGCCAACGGAGACCUCAAAGGAAGGAAGCCCUUUACAAACCAGAGAGAUUUUUCUAACAUGGGAGAAGUUUACCACUCUUCAUAUAAGGGUCCACCUUCAGAAGGAAGCUCAGAAACUUCGUCACAGUCAGAAGAAUCUUAUUUUUGUGGCAUUUCAGCUUGCACAGGUCUGUGCAACGGACAGUCUCAAAAGACAAAAACGGAGAAGAGGGCUUUGAAACGGAGGCGGUCGAAAGUCCAAGAGCAAGGAAAACUGAUAAAGACUCUGAUACAGACUAAGUCAGGGUCCUUGCCGAGCCUGCACGACAUCAUCAAAGGAAACAAAGACAUCAGCGUGGGCACGUUUGGGGUCACUGCAGUCUCGGGGCACAUCUGAAGUGAACCAUACUUUCCAGACUGGAGACUUGUUGUUGUUCUUUGAAGAACAGUCUGUGGUAUUUUGAGGGAUCGGGGGAGGGAGGAAAUACUAAUGGGAAAAGUAUUCUGAAAUUAUGGCUCCUGUCUUUUUAAAGUGUAGGUAGGAUCGUUUCAGUCUCGGUUAAUGAGCUCCAGUUGUGCCAGGCUGAUCACUUCCUACAAGGACGGUGGUAGACAUUUUAUAAAGAUGUUUUUUCAGCUACUGGGACCAAAGUAAUUUGGAAGCCCAGUCCCUUAGGUGGGAUAGGAAUGAAAGACUAAACCUCUUCCUUUAGCUUUGUUCCUAUUUCUUGCACCUUCCCAUAUUUAUGUGCCUUUCGUCUAUUUAUAAUGCCACUGGAAGAGGAGGGAAACCUUUUUCUGUUGUUUGAUUUCUUUUAUAACUUUGUUAGCUGCAAACACUACAAGGCUUUGAGGCGAUCUGUGCCUGAGUUCAGUGACGUGGUCAGACAGUGGAAAACCUAGAGAUUUGUCCAGCUAGCCCGCUCUUGAGCAAACUCACUGGAAACAAUCACUGGCAUUUUGAAACCCUGUUCUGGAGGGAAGCGAUGAUGCCUGAUCCUGUUAAUGUUAUUUUUCUUUAGCUCAUUCACACUUGUUUCUUUCAGUCACUAACUCAAUGAGGGAAAGUCCCUAAAGGAUCUUUUUUCGAAGAAGGCUGAUAUUGACAAACAAAUUCACCUUUUUAAGCCACUGGUAAAGGUUUUCUUUAAGUACAUUACAUUUUAAACAUGCACCAUAAGGAAGCACUAAUACUCCAACUUUCUGAUCAUUGUUUUCCGCUCUGAUAAUUGAGAAGUGGAAGAUUUGUCAAAUUAGUCCAGGUCUCACAUCUUGAAAUCAAUCACUGCCUAGAUACUUAUUCACAGGACCAGCCAGUGAGUUUGCCAAGCCUGUCUAAUGGGGUAAGUCGGAAGGCCUGAGGGAUUCUUACUCUCUGAUGUUUGCUUAGCAUUGGCUACAGGUGUGCAGAGCUAUACACGUGUGAUGUCAUUGUGUUAGUCUUUGUUGUCUUUUUUUUUUUUUUAAUGGCAGCGACUAAAUAAAAUGAUUUCUUAGUGUGUGUUUGUACGGUCAUGAGCAAAAGUAGUAUAUUUUUGAAAGGGGCGAGUUGACCAUUUUGUGUUAUAAGAUUUAAGUUAUAACUUAUUGAGCACUUUUAGUAGUAACUGUUUUUAAACUUGUCUCAUCCCUUUCUUGGGGUAUUGUUUGUAAUGUGACUUAUUUAAAGCCUUUGGUUUAAGUUGCUGCUUUAGGUUAACAGUAUGUCGUAGAUGAUUUAAAUUUCUUUCCAGUCUGUACAAUUAGCCAUACGGAGCAGGAGGGCCUGGUUGUCUGGAUGCCCCUGAGAGGGCCAGAAAGGCAGAGAGGAGGCGGAAGGGCCCGUCGGGGCAGCGUCUGGUGCUGCUGGGUGGGGACUUGCACUCUGUGACGACAGAGCUGGAGUGCCACUAGAAACUGUGAAUUUCCAAAUAAAUCUCGACACUUGUCUUUAUUAA
This is a messenger RNA of Sorex araneus (European shrew), 5503 nucleotides long. It is a transcript of the gene SUCO, whose product is annotated as SUN domain containing ossification factor. NCBI's taxonomy places the organism in Eukaryota, Metazoa, Chordata, Mammalia, Eulipotyphla, Soricidae. Gene Ontology annotation, cellular component: cytoplasm; membrane. Bases 220 to 3963 code for a protein of 1247 amino acids. The transcript has 24 exons. The record is from RefSeq and is a predicted model, not a curated record. Gene Ontology annotation, biological process: regulation of bone remodeling; protein folding in endoplasmic reticulum.